Molecule: messenger RNA, 1230 nt
Organism: Miniopterus natalensis
Lineage: Eukaryota; Metazoa; Chordata; Mammalia; Chiroptera; Miniopteridae
Source: RefSeq, a predicted model, not a curated record
AUGGAGAUUGUACUAUCCCAGCGGGACCGCACCCCCCGGGCUGUGCUUCAAGAGCAGGACCCGAACCCUGGGUUUGGUAUGACGGUGGAGGAGACUCCUCCAGGCAACCAAGUUACCAAGCCCCAGGGAAGAAGGCAGAAGCCCAGUUAUCAAAUCUCGACAGCCCAAGUCACAUCCAAGGAACAUCUGCUGGGGAAGCCAGUCAAUAUUGUGGAGAAGUUCAAAGAAUGCAGACCAUUAGUGGUGUCAGCUUUACAACCAGGAGGAAAAAGGACCGGCCCGGCUGAGAUGGAGGCGCUGCCCAAGCUUCGGGAAGACUUCCAGAUGCAGAAUAAAUCCGCCUUUAUUUUGGGCGCCAGCGGGGAAACCGGCAGAGUGCUCUUAAAAAAAAUGCUGGAACAGAGACUGUUUUCCAAAGUCACAGUCAUUGGCCGGAGGAAGCUGACCUUUGAUGACGAAGCUUAUAAAAAUGUGAUACAAGAAGUGGUGGACUUUGAAAAGCUGGAUGAUUACGCUUCUGCCUUCCAAGGUCAUGAUGUUGGAUUCUGUUGCCUGGGUACCACCAGAAAAAAAGCUGGGGCGGAGGGAUUUGUUCGUGUUGAUCGAGAUUAUGUCCUGAAAUCUGCAGAGCUGGCAAAAGCUGGAGGGUGCAAACAUUUCAACUUGCUGUCCUCUAAAGGAGCUGAUAAGUCGAGCAGUUUUUUAUAUCUGCAAGUUAAGGGAGAAGUGGAAGAGAGGGUGGAAGAAUUAAACUUUGAUCGUUACUCCAUAUUUAGGCCUGGAGUUCUGUUAUGUGAUAGACAAGAAGCUCGCCCAGGUGAAUGGUUGAUUAGGAAGUUCUUUGGCUCCUUACCAGAGUCUUGGGCCAGUGGGCAUUCUGUACCAGUGGUGACCGUGGUUGCAGCGAUGUUGAACAACGCAGUGAGACCCAGUGACAAGAAGAAGGAAGUGCUGGAUAACAACGCCAUCCAUGAGCUGGGGAAAGCCAAUGGCUCUCUUAAGCCAUGAUCACACCUGAGAAGUGCUUUUUUAUAAAACUCGGCACCCACCACCUAAUCGCUAAUUUAAAGGUCUAAAAAAAGUGCGCUUUAAUUAUGGUUUCACUAUUUUCAGCCAACCAGGUCCAAUUAAAAAUGACUGUGCUCGGCACCAGCAGUUUAGAACAACAUGAGUUUGAACUUAGCAGUUUCAUUUAUACGUGGCUUUUUUCCAAUAAAUACUGUAAAUGUA